CGGGGCGGCCUCUAGGCCCCUCCGCCCCGGGGGCCCCCGGGAUGGCUGGGGGCAGCCAAGGGGGAGGGGGCGCCUGGGGGCGGGGGCCGUCGGGGGAGGGGCGCUGCCGCGACGACCCGCGGCCCCGCCCGCCGGACGAGCGACACUCCACCUGGGAUUCCCCCCGAGCGGCCGCAGCCUGAACUUGCCUGUCCCGCACCGGUGCAGUCCGAGAGUAACAUCGCCUUGGCUUUGACCAAAUCGGGGGCUCUUAAGAGGAGAAGCACUGAAGAUGGGUUUGCUGGGCUGCCCCACGUUGUCUUCUGACCUUUGACUCGGGAGAGGCUCCAAGAGGAGCGUGCUGACCAAGAGGACUUGGAGGGACGUGGGCAUUUAGCUAGAUACACGGCAAGACCUGCCGGCAUAUUGCGGUGGUGAUGGAGGCCCAACUCCUCCGUGGCAACAACUUGGGUUAGCUCGGUCUGUCUGCACGUUCAUGACACGCAUGAUGUUCGCCCGAGGGUUAAAGAGGAAGUGCACCGAGGACGAGGAGGCGGCGCCCUCCUACAGCCGGCAGCGCCAGUCGCUCCUGGACAUGUCCCUGGUGAAGCUGCAGCUCUGCCACGCGCUGGCGGAGCCCAGCCUGUGCCGCUCUGUCCUUAUCGCCAACACGGUCCGGCAGAUUCAGGAGGAGAUGACGCAGGAUGGGGCCUGGCGUGGGGCGGCACCCCAGACCACGGGGCGGGUGCCGCUCGACCGCCUGGUCUCCACGGACAUCCUGUGCCGCUCGGCGCGGGAUGGGGCGGGAGACGGCCCAGCAGCACCGGUUCCGAGGGGCCCGCAGAGCAGCAUUUGGGAAGGGGACGGCCCCCUGGAAGACAGAGGAAGCUUUCAGAAGUCCCUCGAUCAGAUACUGGAGACGCUGGAGAGUAACACCCCCCUCUCCGUGGACGAGCUGUUCUCCGACGUGGACAGCUCCUACUGCAGCCUGGACGCCGUGCUGACCGGCGUGGUGGGCGGCGCUCAGUCGGGCCAGGACGGGCUGGAGGCCCUCGCCACCAUGGCCGCCCCACCCCCCAGCGCCAGCUGCAAGUCGGACCUGGGUGAGCUGGACCACGUGGUGGGUAUCCUGGUGGAGACUUGAGCCGCGGCCAUCGAGGUGCAGAACAGAGGGAGUUGUCAGGCCGUGCAAUCAGCUGGAGCCCUGGGUGUGGUGCCCGCUGCCCUGCAGCCAGGGUCAGCUCUGGUUUGCCUGUGUUUCAGAGAAUGACCAGCCACCCCCUCUGCCCCCAACCCCGGGGGGGCCGAGCAGUCUCCUGCAGGCUGGUCGGCCCUCGUCCCUGGGCCUCGUCGCUGUGUCCUGCUCCAGCUCUGCGGAGGACGCACGCCUCCAGCUGCAGUCAGCCGUGUCCACCUUCAGCUGGGUGGAUUUUCUAAAAUUACAUUUUAUAUGUUUUGGAUAAUGUUUUGUCUUAAGAUAUAUUUCUAAGCUUUUUAUACGUUUAUCACUUUAGAUUUUUUAGCUAUUUUCUUAAAAAUAUAUUUUUCUAUGAAUGUUUGCUGCUGCUACAUUAGAAACUUACAACUCAACAGUUGCAGUUGGUGUAUUUCAUCUUUUUAAGCUCUAAGAAACACUGUUCUUUUUACAAGUGUCGCUGCCCUCCGAGUGGGCAGGGUACGGGCAUCGCAGUUUCCACUUUGGACUUGGGGGCGGUCCCUCCCCGCAUGCGCUGCGCCCCUUAGAGCACCGUCAGGGUCGAGGGCCUGGCUCGGUGGGCCUCUGUCCUCGCGUGGUUAGAGGUCUGCCGUGCGAGCCAGAACCCCGUCAGACAUCACUGCAGACUUCGGAGGGGUCUAAGUGCCUGUUUGUGUCUUUGGAGGCAAAGCUCAGGUAGUCCACCCUGAGGUGUCUUGGGCGCUGCAUCCUGAGGAUCUGGCUCCUGGGGCCCCUCCCAUGCGGCUUCCCCAGCACAGCUGACCCUCUCCCGGAAGACGCCGCCCUCCCCCGUGGCCCUCCCUCUGCGGGACUGUCCCGGCUGCUGGGCCGUGCGCAGGGCGGCCGCGGUGGGGCGGGCGCGGGUCUGUGUACCGCAGGACUGGAGAAUGUUCACGUGCGCUCUGUAAAACUGGUGCUGGAGCAGAAUUUUAAGACUAAAUUUAAGUCUAGAACUAAAGAAAUCUGGACACGUCCGUUACAGCCCCUCGAUCUUGAGGGCAGUCGACCGCAGGGCUGGCUGGGUAGUGCGUUCGCCCUGUGACCCUGCCGGGGGCUCUGAGACCUCCCACAACUUCUAGAUCUUUCUCGCUGGUUUACAAGUAAGACUGCCCUCUCCCCACCCCCACCCCACGCGUCCCAUUUCUCAUGCUUUUUCUCCCUUCUCUAGUCCUUAGCCAGAAAGGGUUGUUUUCUUUCAUGCAUUUCUUAGUAUCAGUGAUGUACAGCUCAUUUUAUUAAAAAGUUAUCCUACAAAGUGGA
This is a messenger RNA of Vicugna pacos (alpaca), 2455 nucleotides long. NCBI's taxonomy places the organism in Eukaryota, Metazoa, Chordata, Mammalia, Artiodactyla, Camelidae. The record is from RefSeq and is a predicted model, not a curated record.